CCUGACUGGUACCCGCAGUUGAAAUGUGAAAAUGCUCAUACAUGGACAUGCUUUCGAAACGUGUUUAAAAAGAACAGUGUUCCCCUGAACGAUGGCUGCCUCGGGAAAACUGGCGUCUUUCCGUCUGCCUCCCUUGCCUACUGUAGGAGAGCUUAUAAAGCUGUACAACCUGCGUGCUGAAAGGCAGCUGUCCCAGAACUUUCUGUUGGACUUAAGGCUCACAGACAAAAUAGUGCGUCAUGCAGGCAGUUUGAGGGAUGCCCAUGUGUGCGAGGUGGGUCCUGGUCCCGGGGGACUCACGCGCUCCAUCCUCAAUGCCGGGGUAGCGGACCUGCUUGUGGUGGAGAAGGAUACACGCUUCAUCCCAGGGCUGAAGCUCUUGUCUGAGGCAGCACCAGGGAGGUUGAGGGUUGUCCACGGUGACAUACUCACUCACAGAACGGACCGAGGAUUCCCAGCAAAUAUCUCUAAGCCAUGGGAGGAAGAUCCACCAAACCUUCACAUCAUAGGCAAUCUUCCAUUCAAUGUCUCAACCCCCCUCAUCAUCAAGUGGCUGGAGAACAUUGCCAACAGGACAGGGCCCUUCUCCUACGGACGCACCCGACUGACGCUCACUUUCCAGAAGGAGUUUGCAGAGAGGUUAACAGCCAGCACUCGCAGUAAACAGAGGAGCCGUCUGUCCGUAAUGGCUCAGUAUCUCUGCACAGUACACAACUGCUUCACCAUCCCUGGACGGGCCUUCGUCCCUUCACCACAGGUGGACGUGGGAGUAGUUCACUUCACCCCUCUGGUUCAGCCCCAGAUCCAGCAGCCCUUCAAGCUGGUGGAGAAACUCGUAAGGAACGUCUUCCAGUUCCGCAGGAAGCACUGCCACAAAGGAAUAGAGAUGUUGUUCCCCACGGCUUGUCGUGCAGAGCUGACAGAGGAGAUGAUGCAGAAGGCCGAUGUGGACCCCACUCUGCGCCCGACGGAGCUCACCAUACCCCAGAUCAGGGCUUUAGCGGACGCCUACGCUCACCUCUGCACACGUGAGCCCGGUCUCUUCAGCUAUGAGUUCAGAGAAGAGAACAGGCUGAAGCACCUCACCGGGCAAAGGAAAACACCAAUAGACGCAUUUACCGACACGCCAACCGGCGCACCACCAAGUCCUUGACAACCCCGCAGAAAGAAGAAGAAACAGCCAAGAGAAGCCCCAUUAAUGGCCUCUGUUAGCACAGGGAGACAACAGACUGCUCUUAGCUUUGACAUUUUCACCUGGCAUAUGCAUGCAUUUUUAAAACGCUUUUCCCUCCACCCAGGGAGCAAUAGGUAUCUUGGUAUACAUGAAAUCCUGGGGCAGAGGCAAGAAACACGAGGCACAUAAAAAUCCUGGGUGGGCUCGAUCGGCUCUCGUUCCAGGAUGGGACAAACUCAAAGCCCAGUCGUGUGUUUUUGGGAGAAUAAAGAAAGCGUGCUCCUCGCCCCCAGUAGCUCAAACAGUGAGUACCUCUUUUAUAUCCCGAUUCUUACUUCGGAUCCAACUUGCAUAACACCUUGUCCUGUGGGACCUGAGAGAAAUGUCAGUGUUUUCAGGGUGGUUUAGAGAAUGGGAACAACAUGGCAGCGCCAUAUCCAGGCCAUUUUUUCCUUCCACUGUGUACUGUAUUGCUUAGUCACUUGGGAGUCAGAGCUUAAAGGGAGGAGGAAAGUGGUGGGAAUUUGUCAGCUCCAGUAAGCCUCUUGUUGUAUUAAAGGAAGAAGAAUUGAUGCCUAUGGUGAAAAAAAAGGGCUAAAAAAUGUUAAUAUAACAUAAAUGUGGGUGGAGGCACUGAUGUCAUACACAUUUGUUACAUUUCUUGUGCAGAAUACAGCGUUUAUGACGUGUAUGUUCAUUAAUUUCGAGCCUGCUGUUGUCAUUUAAGGUUUUAAUAUCAAUAAAAGUUUAAAAAUCUCCACUUUCAAUGCUAGAGCAGAUUAGCACCAACAGAACACGACAGGGCUGCAGCCUGCCAGCGUGGCAGAUGGUACGCUACGGUUGACGUGCCAGAGAGAGAAUUCACUCAGUUCUGAUGAUUGGUGGGUGUUAAUCUCCAACCACAGUCAGGAUUUCAUCAGAUCUACAUGGCAGAUAGGUGCGCGGGGCUGCCACGUUGGCUCAGUGACCCUAAAGAAACAUCAAGUGGUUUUGUGUGAUGAUUAUUGCGUGUGUGGGAAGAGCUUGGAUGGUGGGAGCCGAUAUCAUGCACAAGGGGAGGGUAAUUAGCCGCUGAUUAGAUACACCUGUUCAGCAGUGGAGCUAUUCUGUCAAGCUAUGCUGUAAUGAUGUUUGUUCUUGUUUGGGCUUCAUAAUAUAUAUCCACAUUUAGCUCUAAAUGACACCUCAGCUACCUGCCUCCAGUAGCAGCAGCAGAGGCCUGCAAGCUGCUGUUACUGGACCGACAGAGUCCGGUCCUGUAGUUACAGGUGAGUCAAAGCUCGAUCCUCAUGUCAAACUGGCUGUCAUGUAUGGGACACGCAUUGUUUAGGCUUGUAACAAAAAAAAAAAAACUUGAUCAGAGUUGUUUUGAACAUGCCCCUCUGAAAUACAGUGA
Molecule: messenger RNA, 2570 nt
Organism: Chelmon rostratus (copperband butterflyfish)
Lineage: Eukaryota; Metazoa; Chordata; Actinopteri; Chaetodontiformes; Chaetodontidae
Gene: tfb1m
Product: transcription factor B1, mitochondrial
Exons: 8
Coding region: 92-1153 (353 amino acids)
Biological process (GO): transcription initiation at mitochondrial promoter; rRNA methylation
Cellular component (GO): mitochondrial matrix
Molecular function (GO): rRNA (adenine-N6,N6-)-dimethyltransferase activity; mitochondrial transcription factor activity
Source: RefSeq, a predicted model, not a curated record